Tigriopus californicus is the source of this 1496-nucleotide messenger RNA. RefSeq names its product uronyl 2-sulfotransferase-like. NCBI's taxonomy places the organism in Eukaryota, Metazoa, Arthropoda, Copepoda, Harpacticoida, Harpacticidae. The coding region runs from base 80 to 1114 and encodes 344 amino acids. The record is from RefSeq and is a predicted model, not a curated record. Gene Ontology annotation, molecular function: sulfotransferase activity. Gene Ontology annotation, cellular component: membrane. The transcript has 4 exons.
AUUUAGUUGCAAAUGGUACACGCAAGCGAACAGUCUUACAACCCAACGAGCUAUUGAUUCAUUUUUUAUAAAUAAAAAAAUGAGACUAGACCACCUCUUUGUCUUCGCAAUUUUCAUUUCUUCAUUUAUUAUGCUUGCAUUCCACCUUUCUAGAAGCCCUGCUUUGACAUUCGGAUCAGUUAACCGUGGGGCAUUAAGACCCUUGCCGAGGAACGUCUUCUCGCAAAAUAAGGUGGAACAGAUCCUGUUUUACCCUCGAGUUCCCAAAUGUGGCAGUGGCACAUUUCAGAAGAUCUUAACCACUCUCUCAUUGAGAAACGGUUUUCAUUUCGUGGGCUCACCCAAUUAUAGGAGAAGAAUGAGGACCCUCGAGGAGCAGGAAGAAUUGGCGAAGUACCUUCAGCGAGAAUCUGAUCUGCAUGGGUCGAUUGGACGAACUCGGCAUGUUUUCUUCAUCAACUUUAAACAGUUCAAUCUUACCAAGUUGACCCAAGUUAGCCUUAUUCGGGACCCUGUACAAAGAUUCAUUUCGGUUUUCCAUUGGAGGAGGGUUCCUCACCUGGCCAAAUUUCAUUUCUCCUUUUUUCUUGAACACCAAGAACCGGAUCUCAUGACGACCAACAACUUGACCUUUAAGUCAUGGGUAGUCAAGGACUUGGAAACCUGUAUAUUAACUAAUGACAUCGAAUGCUCAUUUCGCUAUGGGAUGUUGAAAGAAAGCAUGAGCUACUUCUGUGGCCAAGAAGCUGUUUGCCUUCAAUACGGAGAUCCUCGAGCUGCAAAACUUGCGUUCAACAAUAUUGCCAAACAUUUUAGUCUUGUGGGAUUGAUGGAACAGUAUGAAAACUUCCUUCAAAGGGCAGAACAUCUCAAUCCACUUUUCUUUAAGAAUGGACUGAAAAUCUAUCAGGAUAUGGCCUCAAGUGGAGUUGUUUGUACGUUCAUAUUAAUAAUUUUCCUUUUCACCAAUUGCAUACGGUCAAAUUAUUUUCAAGGGCAACACAAGAGGUUGCAACGAGUGAAUAUCUCUCAAAAGGCAAUGACUCAUCUUCAAAGUCGCAUGAAGUUUGACUUUGAUUUGUAUUACUUUGUAAAGCAACACUUCAGAUGGUAACAACAUGCCAAAAUAACAUAUUAUCUCUGAAUAGUCAUCGGAAUGACGUUGAUUUAUAGUCACGCAACACAGGUUCACUCCUUUUUUUCUCUCAUGAUAAGUCUUUGGCUGGACAGACGAUUGUCAUGAGGCCGAACAGGCAGGGGGAAGAGCGGCCCAAAGUUUCUGGCUACUUCAAACCAACAGGAAAUUUGUUCUUUUCUCGCUCCAAUAAAGUUAAAUAAAUAUCUAUUCUGCAAGAUGUUUAGUUGUGAAAAUUUGAAAGGUUUUCAUAACGAUCAAAGUACUUCAAGUUAUUGCUGAAACACAAUUUUUUUUAUAAAGACUUCUUUAAAAGCGCGCGAUGGCAAGCACUAUUACUCAAAAAGGUUGUAGAUUUAUU